Messenger RNA from Capsicum annuum, 1025 nucleotides. Its product is annotated as F-box protein CPR1-like. NCBI's taxonomy places the organism in Eukaryota, Viridiplantae, Streptophyta, Magnoliopsida, Solanales, Solanaceae. The record is from RefSeq and is a predicted model, not a curated record.
AAUUGUAUGCAUUACAAAUAGAACCGGUGGCGGCGGGUGGUAUGUGACCAAAGAAAUAUAGGCGUAGAAGUAAGUAGGCCUUUCCCAAAUGGAAAAAGGAAGGGCCUUUGGAUCUCUUUGUUUUUUCAUAUAAAAGAAGGGUCGAGGAGCUUAGGAAUUGACAAGGAAGGGCAGUAGAAGAAAGAUGAUGAAAAAGAAGAACAAUUCUAAUCCACCACAUGAAGGAAAAUUAGAAACUAUGAAGAACAAUUCUAUAAAGAUACAGAAGAAACAGAGGAAAUCGAUUGCAAAGACUAAUCUUUUGAAUCAAAUUACCAGCAAUGGAGAACAAUAGAUUAAGCUUAAGAAGAAGAAAUCCAUUCAAAAGUCCAAAGGCAAGUGCAUUAUGGGGCAUAUGGAUGUUGAUGAGGCCACUUGUCAUUUUAAUUGCCCUUUCCAGGACGAUAUAAUUAUGGAGAUCCUCUACAGGUUACCCGUCCGCGAUCUUUUUCAAUUCAAAUGUGUUUCUAAAUUGUGGAAUGCAUUAAUAUCUGAUCCUCACUUUGUCAACAAGCAUCUCUAUCGUGCAAAGAAUGAUCCACAUUCCCAAAAACUUCUUAUUUACCAACGUUCUCUUACAGAUCCUACAACUUCCAUCUAUUCUUGUCCUUUAUCAUCCUCCCUUCAACAGGUUAACAAAAUACAAAAACUUGAUUCCCCUUCAAGCUCUAUAGCCAUAAUCCAUUGUACUUAUAAUGGCUUGGCUGUUAUCCGUGUUUCCACUCCAGCUACUUAUAAAAACUCCGGACAUAUCCUAUGGAACCCCCUCCACAAGAGAAUCAAUACUGCUUCCUCAACCAAUAUUUCCAGUACAGACUGGUUAUUCUUUAGGAUUGGGUUAUGACUCAACUAGUGGUGACUAUAAGAUCCUAAAUAUUUGCAGUCACAGUCAUGGUAGCAAAGUACCUGGUGAAAUUCUCUCGUUGAAAAGUGGUUCCUGGAGAACUAUUGAUAACCAUCCUCGUGGAAUUGAGAAUUUGCUGCAU